AUGGCCAAAAAAUCCAAACCACAACCAGAAGUUAUAUGUUUGAGUGAUGACGAUGAUGAUAAUAAUAAUAAAAUUAGUAUACCUGUUGCUAGUCCUCCAAAACGGCGAUCACCAAGUCUCGUCAAUGGUGAUAAUAAUAUUGAAACAUUUCAAGCAUCCGAUUGGAUUGUUCAACGCAAAGAUAUAAUGCGUAUACCAGAAUUAACAAUCAAACAUUCGGAUCUAAUUAAAAAAACUUAUGAACUUGGUUGUUCAGCAGUUCGUUUCGGUAUUAUAGAGUUUAAUGUUGAAUCAGAAGUGAUUCUUAUGAAAGAAACGGAAUUUGAAUUAAAGCUUAAAAGUGAUUUUAUGGCUAAUCUUAAUAUAAAAUUAGCCUAUUCAGACAUCAUAUCGUUUUUCUUUUCAUUUCAAUCACAACCACCAGCUGCAUUUAUUCAAGUUCGUCCCGAUUUUGCUGAUCUUUUUGCAAAAUAUAUUCCAUCAAUGGAUGAAAAAGGAAAAGCAUUUGAUCCAAAUUCAAAAGAUGAAAGACGACGUCGAAUUGUUCUUUGUCUAAAAUCAUCACCAGAAACAGAAAAAGCAAAUAUAGCAUCAAUUUAUUAUUAUUUGAAAGCAAAAUGUUCAACAAUUGUAUAUGAAUUUUUCUUGAUAUAUAAAAUAUUUUUUAAUAUUAUAUUUCCACAGAAUAUUUGUUGUAUAAAUGGUUCACGAGCUCAAGAAAUUUACAAUUUAUCUCGAUUUGCAAAAGUAUCAGCAUUGGGUUCGAUAACAACAUCAUUUGUAAUUGAUGCUAAUGAUUUGACUCCAAAAACUGUUGGUUUGAAUAAUAAUUCAAUACGUUUUGAUUUAUCUUGUGAUGAUUUAUUAUGUUUGAACGAAGGUGAAUUUCUCAACGACAAUAUUAUCGACUUCUAUUUGCAAUAUAUAUAUUAUAAAAAACUUUCUGAUGAAGAUCGUAAACGUACAUACUUAUUUAAUUCCUUUUUUUAUACAAGAUUAACACGAAAAGGCAAUGAUGAUGUUCUCAAUACUUCAGCUGCUGAACGACGUUAUAAUCGUGUUAAACGAUGGCUUCGUGAUGUGGAUAUAUUCUCAAAAGAUUAUCUUAUUUUACCAAUUAAUCAAACAGCUCAUUGGUAUAUUGUUGUUAUCCAAUAUCAUAAUAAUGUUCCAACAGAAGGUGAUCUAACCAGUGAUGACGAUGAUAAUCAUGACAAUCAAUUAAACUUGAAAAAGAAGAAAAAUACUGAAUGUUUAAUUGAACCAAUUGCCAAUACUAAUACUCCCGGUGAAGCAUCGUCAUCUUCAACAUCUAAUAUUCAUUCAAUGGAAGUUCUUGAUGAAGCCGAUGAAGUCAUAAUAGACAAUGAUAAUCAUAGAAAAAUUGAUAAUGAAACAACUACUAAUCCAAAGAAUCGUUCUCAAACACCAGCAAUAAUUAUGUUUGAUUCAUUACGUUCGGGUUCAAAAAAUCGUGUUGCGGCUACUUUACGUGAAUUUCUCCAACUUGAAUAUGAUCAUAAAAAAACUUUACCAGUUGGAUCAUUAGCAAGAAAAGUCUUUAAUAUAGAUACAAUACCAAAUAUUGAAGCAGCUGUACCACAACAACCAAAUUAUUUUGAUUGUGGUUUAUAUAUUUUACAAUAUAUGGAAAGCUUUUUUGCUCAUCGUUCACCAACGAUUAAUUUUCAAUCAUCAACAACAUUUGCUAACUGGUGUGAAAAAAAUUUAAUGGGCUCAUCAAAACGAAAACAAAUAUUUGAUAUUAUCAAUCAACAUGUUAUUCCUAAAGAAGUGUAA
This is a messenger RNA of Rotaria sp. Silwood2, 1800 nucleotides long. The record is from the annotation of a GenBank genome assembly. Lineage: Eukaryota; Metazoa; Rotifera; Eurotatoria; Philodinida; Philodinidae.